CGAGGUCUGGCUGCGCGCAGUAUAUGACAGUACGUCAGCAGCGGGAUGGCCGUAGCUGUGGCGGCGGCUGCAGAAGCCCAAGCAGCCGCGGCCGCAGUGGAGGCUAGAGCCCGAGCGGCGUCGGCGUCGGCACCCCGGGGAGUUUAAGAUGGCGGCAGGGGGGGCGGCGGGCCUGCGGGAGGAGCAGCGCUACGGGCUGUCGUGCGGGCGUCUGGGACAAGACAACAUCACCGUACUGCAUGUGAAGCUCACCGAGACGGCGAUCCGGGCGCUCGAGACCUACCAGAGCCACAAGAAUUUAAUUCCUUUUCGACCUUCCAUUCAGUUCCAAGGGCUCCAAGGGCUUGUCAAAAUUCCUAAAAAUGAUCCCCCCAAUGAAGCGCACACCUUUAACUUCUAUUUGUCAAAUGUGGGUAAAGACAACCCUCAGGGCAGCUUUGACUGCAUCCAGCAAACAUUCUCCAGCUCUGGAGCCUCCCAGCUCAAUUGCCUGGGAUUUAUACAAGAUAAAAUUACAGUGUGUGCAACAAACGACUCGUAUCAGAUGACACGAGAAAGAAUGACCCAGGCAGAGGAGGAAUCCCGCAACCGAAGCACAAAAGUUAUCAAACCCGGUGGACCAUAUGUAGGGAAAAGAGUGCAAAUUCGGAAAGCACCUCAAGCUGUUUCCGAUGCAGUACCUGAGAGGAAACGGUCAACCCCCAUGAAUCCUGCAAAUACGAUUCGGAAGACACAUGGCAGCAGCAGUGUUUCUCAGCGGCCGUACAGGGACAGAGUGAUUCACCUACUGGCACUGAAGGCCUAUAAGAAACCUGAGCUGCUGGCUCGACUGCAGAAAGAUGGUGUCAAUCAAAAAGACAAGAACUCCCUUGGAGCAAUUCUACAACAGGUAGCCAAUCUGAAUCCAAAGGACCUCUCAUAUACCCUAAAGGAUUAUGUUUUUAAAGAACUUCAGAGAGACUGGCCUGGAUACAAUGAAGUAGACAGACGGUCAUUAGAGUCUGUGCUCUCAAGAAAACUAAAUCCAUCUCAGAACGCUGCCAGCACCAGCCGUUCAGAAUCUCCCGUAUGUUCUAAUAGAGAUGUUGCAUCUUCUCCUCAGAAACGGCUUUUAGAUUCAGAUUUCAUUGAUCCCUUAAUGAAUAAAAAAGCUCGAAUAUCUCACCUGACAAACCGAGUGCCACCAACAUUAAAUGGCCAUUUGAAUCCCCCCAGUGAGAAAUCUGCCGCUGGCCUCCUGCCGCCCCCUGCAGCCGCUGCCAUCCCUACCCCUCCACCGCUUCCUCCAACCCACCUGCCCGUCUCCAAUCCUCCUCAGACUGUAAACUCUAACUCCAAUUCCCCCAGCACUCCAGAAGGCCGGGGGACUCAAGACCUACCUGUUGACAGUUUUAGUCAAAACAGUAGUAUCUAUGAGGACCAGCAAGAUAAAUAUACCUCUAGGACUUCUCUGGAAACCUUACCCCCUGGUUCAGUUCUACUAAAGUGUCCAAAGCCUAUGGAAGAAAACCAUUCAGUGUCUCACAAAAAGUCCAAAAAGAAGUCUAAAAAACACAAGGAGAAGGACCAAAUUAAAAAGCACGACAUUGAGAUGACAGAAGAAAAGGAAGAGGACCUUAAAAGAGAAGAGGAUAUUGCCAAGCUGAGCAACUCCAGUCCAGAUUCCAAUGAAGGAGUUAAAGAGGGUUGCACUGCCUCCACGGAGCCUUCUUCAACAAUUGAACUCCCAGAUUAUUUGAUAAAAUAUAUUGCUAUCGUCUCCUAUGAGCAACGCCAAAAUUACAAGGAUGACUUCAAUGCUGAGUAUGAUGAGUACAGGGCCUUGCAUGCCAGGAUGGAGACUGUAGCUAGAAGAUUUAUCAAACUAGAUGCACAACGAAAACGGCUUUCUCCAGGCUCAAAAGAGUAUCAGGAGAGUUUUAAAAAGAGCCUUGUGGUCUGUAAGCCUGAGUGCUUCUUAUCCAUGCAGGUACUGGAGGGGGUUGGCACAGAUCAAUUCAGCAGCCAGGCAGACCAUCUGUGUGGUGUGACUCUAAGGAGGUCAUGGUGGGCAGGGAGGAAACCCCAACAAGAGGGGUGGAGAAACAUGCCAAAAGGUCAGAGAAGCUGAAAAGAAGAACUUCUAGGAAUAAAAUGAGCAGAAGUUGGGAAGCAAGGUGGGUAUUUUCUGAGAAACCACUUUAUAGCAUACAAUGCUUUGUGCUUCUUCCAUGCAAUUUUUUUUUUUUUUGCACACAUUCUCAAUCCUCCCUCUAAACUCUUUUUAUCAUGAGGGGGAAUAUCCCACCAAGAAAAAAAUAGGCUUAGAGGGGUCACAUGGUAUCAGUACUAGGACAAGAAUACCAGUCUUGUCGCUCUACCAUACCCCACUUCCAGCGUACCUCAGGAGCUUGCCCUCUAGGACUUGGUGCUGAUCCCCAAGAUCUACCUAGUUACUGAGGGGACCCAGCAAGGUCUCCUCCCAGCAAACUCAUGUUCUUCCUCCUUGAAAUUUAGUCUCUCCUGUAAGAGUACCCCUACUUACAGAAGGUAAAUUUCUAUCCCUAUCUUGCACUGAGCCAGGUAUUCCUCAGUGCCUUGGCUUCUUCAGCCAGGUAAACACCUAAAUCUACUAUGAAAAUGCCUCAUUCUGGAACACUACCCUUGAGUUCAGGCCAUUCCACAUCACGGGCAUCCUUCCCAGGCUCCCAUCCAUGACUGUAACCAUCCCUUCCUCCUGUUUUCUCCUGGGGGGUGGGAUGUCCUCCGUCACAGCCAGACGAAGUUUCCCCCUGGCAGUGGGAACAGAACUUUAAAGGACACUCCUAAGCCAAUCAGUUUCACCAAACCAUUUUUCUAACUCCCCUACCAUGACUGUUAUGGUCAUCCAAUGAAAAAUUAAAAUUUGUCCUUUGUCUUUUUCUUAAUCUGUGGUUUAAAAAAAAGUCCUUUCUACUCUUGACAACAAUUUCCAAUAGUACAUAGUAAAUAAAAUAAAUAGCAAACGCCCCCUGUUCACACUCAUCUACCUCAGGUCCCGGAGGUAGCCACGAAACAUGCACAGUAUCAUGCAUAGUCUUCUCUUUGGUUCAAAUAGGAUAUCAAACUAUAGUCUGCAACUUAAUUUUUUAUUUAAUAACACUGCUUGAACAUCAUUCCAUGUUAAUCCCUGUUGACUUAUUUCAUUCUUUUUAACAGCUGCAUGGUAUUCCAGCACUUAGGUCAUAAUUUCAUAAUUUAAUCACUCCUGAGAUUCAGGAUUAUUCCUAAUAGUGAAAAACUGAAAUCACCAACAAUGGCCAUAUAAAUUCUCUUUAGAAAAAAAAAAAAAGAUUUUAUUUAUUUAUUUAGAGAGAGAGUGCACAGGAACAAGGAGAGGGGCAGAGGGAAAGAAAGAAUCUCAAGCAGACUCCACACUGAGCACAGAACCUGAUGCGGGGCUCGAUCUCUUGACUCUGAGAUCAUGACCUGAGCUGAAACCAAGAGUUGGACGCUUAACCCACUGAGCCACCCAAGGAAAAAAUUCUUUUUAAACUGAAUGGUUUAACAUUUUAGUCAGUAACCCUGCUGACAAUAUCUACCUUACCUUGCCUUAUCACCAAAUCCUCUUAAAGCAUGAGAGAACCAUAAAACUUAAAGACUGUUCAGAGGAUGUUCAGAAAUCAUUUACAGAUGCAAAAAAUUUAAAUAUUAUUCAUCAGUUUCUAAAAGUGGUCAAGUACAUUUUGUUUCUUAAGUUCAACAACCUUUGAUGGUAGCUGUGGAUCCAAGCUAUGAAUGAGGAGAGAAGAAAAAAGCUAAUUUCGCUACUGACCAUUUUGGACUAUUACAUGUUUAUAUUGUACUUUUACGAUGUUUAGGAUUUACAAUAGUUACAUUCUGUUCUUUAACCAUAAUGUUGUGCAUUUGGUUUAGUUCAGUGGAUUCAAGACUCUACCUCAAUUCUUUGACUCUAAGCCUUCCCCAUUCCUGAGACUUUAUUUUGAUUCAUCUCAUAGUUAACCAGAUUUUACUGUGUACUUUUUUCCCCUAAUGAAAUAUCUCCAAUGGGAAAUUUGAGGUCAGUCUGUUCGUUUCUCCUUUGUAAGAAACAUGCUUUUUUCGCCUAGAUGCCCAUGUGGAUUCUUAUACUGUCCUUAAAGUUCAACUAACUUGACUAUGUAUCUUUGUGUUGAUGAUUCUGUUACAAGUUUCUUCCCGCAAGAUCUCUUUCAAUGCACAGUCAGAUCAUAGUUUGUUCCCAUGGAGUUUUCAUUUUAUUUUUGAUAUUUUUAUUUUCUGUUCCAUUUGUUCUGUUACAUACUUUAGGAACACUAUCAUCCCAUAUGCUGACUGACUGUUGUCUGGCUGGCUGUCAUCUUGUACUUAGUUUUAUUUAUUUGGAGAUCUGCGCCCCGCCCCCCCCCAUAAAUGCUAUUUUAUUCUCUUUGGUCUGACCUCUGCAUCACUGAAUAUGUUUUCAACAUCUGUUCUAAUGCGGUCUUCAUUUCUAGGAUAGUUAUAUUAUCUUCAAUUUCAUUCAUCACUCUUAGCUUACUUUGUCUUCUUUUGCCUAUUCUUCUUUGCCUAUAUUAUUUCACUUCAGAAUUAUUUCACAAAAACCUUCUGUAUUUUUAAAAUUGGGAGUGCAGACAAAUACACAUCUGAAAAUCCUUGGUGUGCUACAAUGAUUAUUCUUAAGAGUAUUAUGCUUCAGGACGCCUGGGUGGCUCAGUCGGUUGAGCGUCUGCCUUCGGCUCAGGUCAUGAUCCCAGGGUCCUGGGAUCGAGUCCCGCAUUGGGCUCCCUGCUCCGCGGGGAGCCUGCU
This is a messenger RNA of Mirounga angustirostris (Northern elephant seal), 4785 nucleotides long. RefSeq names its product elongation factor for RNA polymerase II 2 (gene ELL2). Gene Ontology annotation, biological process: snRNA transcription by RNA polymerase II; positive regulation of transcription elongation by RNA polymerase II; transcription elongation by RNA polymerase II. Gene Ontology annotation, molecular function: cis-regulatory region sequence-specific DNA binding. Lineage: Eukaryota; Metazoa; Chordata; Mammalia; Carnivora; Phocidae. Bases 149 to 2110 code for a protein of 653 amino acids. Gene Ontology annotation, cellular component: transcription elongation factor complex. The record is from RefSeq and is a predicted model, not a curated record. The transcript is spliced from 12 exons.